GCCGGUGCACAAAAACCGGUGUGACUGCUGCCCGCCUGCCUAGGCAAGCAAGGCAACCGGUCCCCUCGCAACAACGCGGCCCCAGUCGCGCGCGCGAGGCCGACGCACGAAAGAAGCAGCAGCGACGAGCGGCUGCGACCGUAGCCCAAGCUGCCCCUCACACGUCCAGCGCUGCGGCGCAGCACCAACGAUACGAUGCCCGCGAGAGGAGGCGAGGAGGUCAUUAUCGACGAUUUUAAGAGCAGCGGCGCGCGGAGCCGCGUGCCGAGCCGCUUCCGCGACCGCCAGCCCGGCGAGCGGCCGCGCGCUUCUUCCAGAGAACGGCGCAGCGUCGGGGGCCGCCCGCGGCCGACGGGCGUGUCCACGACGUCCAGUCGAGGCACGUACCGCAUGGGCGAGACCGUCGAGGCGCGCUACAAGAACGGCAGCCAGUACUACAAAGGAAAUAUCGUGUCCGUCAACUCGAACGGGACCUACGACAUCCGCUACGACGACGGCGACGAGGAGCGCAACGUCUCGGCCUAUAAGAUUCGGAGGAAGGCCGGCGCCGCGGCUUCCACCAAACUAAGGGAAGGCGACGCCGUCGAGGCGCGCUACCGGGGCCGGGAAAAGUACUACAAAGGCAAGAUUUCGCGGGAUCGCAUGGAUGGGACGUAUGACAUUAACUAUGACGACGGCGAGAAGGAGUUACGGGUCGAGGAGCGGCUUAUCCGGAAGCUGUCGGACGACUCGAUCUCGCCGCGGCCGGCGUCCGACAAUUUCCGAGAGGGCGACAAGGUCGAGGCCCGCUAUAGAGGUAGGGAGAAGUACUACCCCGGCAAGAUUUCAAGAGAUAGAGGCGACGGGACCUACGACAUUGCCUACGACGACGGCGAGCGCGAGACGCGCGUCGAGGCCAAACUGAUAAGAUCGAAGGACGGCGGCGGCUCCUCCGAUAAGUUAAGGGAGGGUGAUGAAAUAGAGGCGCGCUACCGCGGCCGCGAGAAGUACUACAAAGGGACUAUAUCAAGAGACCGCGGCGACGGCACCUACGACAUUGCCUACGACGACGGGGAGAAGGAGACGCGCGUCGAGGAGCGUUUGAUCAGAAAGCGGGAGCGGGGCUCGUCGCGGUCGCGGUCGCGCGGCGCCGACGAUCGUCUCAGCGAGGGCGACAAGGUGGAAGCCGAUUAUCGGGGCCGGGGCAAGUUCUACCCCGGCAAAAUCACGAGGGACCGCGGCGACGACACGUACGACAUCGCCUACGACGACGGCGAGCGCGAGAUUCGCGUCGCCAAGAGAUUGAUUAGGAAGAUUGGAGGGGGCUCGGACAGCUUCCGCGAGGGCGACAAGAUCGAGGCGGAUUAUCGCGGCCGGGGCAAGUUCUACCCCGGCAAAAUUAGUAGGGACCGCGGGGACGACACGUACGACAUCGACUAUGAUGAUGGAGAGCGCGAGACGCGCGUCGCGAAGCGGCUCAUCCGGUCCAAGGAGGGCUCGGGCGGAAGCUCGAAGCUCGAGGAAGGGGACAAGGUCGAGGCGAGAUAUCGCGGCCGGGAGAAGUAUUACCCCGGGAAGAUCACAAGAGACCGGGGCGACGGGACCUACGACAUUAGCUAUGACGAUGGGGAGCGCGAGACGAGGGUCGAAGAGCGCCUGAUCAAAAAGAAGGACGGCGGCGGCGGCUCGGACAGCUUCCGCGAGGGCGACAAGAUCGAAGCCGAUUAUAGAGGCCGCGGCAAGUUCUAUCCGGGCAAAAUUAGCAGAGACCGCGGGGACGACACCUACGAUAUUGACUACGACGACGGCGAGCGGGAAACGCGCGUCUCGAAGCGCUUGAUUCGGUCCAAGGACGGUGGCUCCGGCUCGAGCGACAAGCUCGAGGAGGGCGACAAGGUGGAGGCGCGCUAUCGCGGCCGCGAGAAGUACUACCCUGGGAAAAUCACUCGGGACCGCGGCGACGGGACCUACGACAUUAGCUAUGACGAUGGGGAGCGCGAGACGCGCGUGGAAGAGCGCCUGAUCCGCAAGAAGGACCGCGACCGCUCGCGGUCCCGCUCGCGCGGCGGUGAUGAUCGUUUAAGCGAGGGCGACAAGGUCGAAGCCGAUUAUCGGGGCCGCGGCAAAUUCUACAAGGGCAAGAUCUCUAGAGAUAGAGGCGACGACACGUACGACAUCGCCUACGACGACGGCGAGCGCGAGCUGCGCGUCGCCAAGAGGUUGAUCCGCAAGCUCGACGGCGGCUCGAGCGACUCGUUCCGCGAAGGCGACAAGGUCGAGGCCGAUUAUAGAGGCCGGGGCAAGUUCUACAAGGGCAAGAUCUCCAGAGACCGCGGCGACGAUACGUAUGAUAUUGCCUACGACGACGGCGAGCGGGAAAUGCGCGUCUCAAAACGGCUCAUCCGCAAGCUCGACGGCGGCUCUGGAGGUGACUCGUUCCGCGAAGGCGACAAGAUCGAGGCCGACUACCGCGGCCGCGGCAAAUUCUACCCCGGGAAGAUCAGCCGAGACCGCGGGGACGAUACGUACGACAUCGCCUACGACGACGGCGAGCGCGAGACGCGGGUGGCGAAGCGCCUGAUCCGGUCGACGGGCGGCGGUGGUGGUGGCAGCGAUCGUCUGGAGGAAGGGGACAAGGUCGAAGCUGAUUACCGAGGCCGAGGCAAGUUCUACCCCGGGAAAAUCACCCGAGACCGCGGCGACGACACCUACGACAUCUCCUACGACGACGGGGAGCGUGAGACGCGCGUAGCGAAGCGCCUGAUCCGCAAGCUCGACGGCGGCAGCUCCGGAGGCCGCCUGCGCGAGGGCGAUCGCAUCGAAGCCGACUACCGCGGCCGCGGCAAGUUCUAUCCCGGUAAGAUUACGAGGGACCGCGGUGAUGAUACGUACGACAUCGACUAUGAUGAUGGAGAGCGCGAGACGCGCGUCGCGAAGCGCCUCAUCCGGUCCAAGGACGGUGGCGGCGGCGACGACAAAUUGCGCGAGGGUGACUUGGUCGAGGCGCGAUACAGAGGCCGGGAGAAGUACUACAAGGGCAAGAUUUCGCGAGACCGCGGCGACGGGACCUACGAUAUUGCCUACGACGACGGGGAGAAGGAGACGAGGGUCGAGGAGCGUUUGAUCAGAAAGCGGGAGCGGGGCUCGUCGCGGUCGCGGUCGCGCGGCGCCGACGAUCGUCUCAGCGAGGGCGACAAGGUGGAAGCCGAUUAUCGGGGCCGGGGCAAAUUCUACCCCGGCAAAAUCACGAGGGACCGCGGCGACGACACGUACGACAUUUCCUACGACGACGGCGAGCGCGAGAUUCGCGUCGCCAAGAGAUUGAUUAGGAAGAUUGGAGGGGGCUCGGACAGCUUCCGCGAGGGCGACAAGAUCGAGGCGGAUUAUCGCGGCCGGGGCAAGUUCUACCCCGGCAAAAUUAGUAGGGACCGCGGGGACGACACGUACGACAUCGACUAUGAUGAUGGAGAGCGCGAGACGCGCGUCGCGAAGCGGCUCAUCCGGUCCAAGGAGGGCUCGGGCGGAAGCUCGAAGCUCGAGGAAGGGGACAAGGUCGAGGCGAGAUAUCGCGGCCGGGAGAAGUAUUACCCCGGGAAGAUCACAAGAGACCGGGGCGACGGGACCUACGACAUUAGCUAUGACGAUGGGGAGCGCGAGACGAGGGUCGAAGAGCGCCUGAUCAAAAAGAAGGACGGCGGCGGCGGCUCGGACAGCUUCCGCGAGGGCGACAAGAUCGAAGCCGAUUAUAGAGGCCGCGGCAAGUUCUAUCCGGGCAAAAUUAGCAGAGACCGCGGGGACGACACCUACGAUAUUGACUACGACGACGGCGAGCGGGAAACGCGCGUCUCCAAGCGCCUGAUUCGGUCCAAGGACGGUGGCGGAAGCUCGAAGCUCGAGGAGGGCGACAAGGUGGAGGCGCGCUAUCGCGGCCGCGAGAAGUAUUACCCUGGGAAAAUCACUCGGGACCGCGGCGACGGGACCUACGACAUUAGCUAUGACGAUGGGGAGCGCGAGACGCGCGUGGAAGAGCGCCUGAUCCGCAAGAAGGACCGCGACCGCUCGCGGUCCCGCUCGCGCGGCGGUGAUGAUCGUUUAAGCGAGGGCGACAAGGUCGAAGCCGAUUAUCGGGGCCGCGGCAAAUUCUACAAGGGCAAGAUCUCUAGAGAUAGAGGCGACGACACGUACGACAUCGCCUACGACGACGGCGAGCGCGAGCUGCGCGUCGCCAAGAGGUUGAUCCGCAAGCUCGACGGCGGCUCGAGCGACUCGUUCCGCGAAGGCGACAAGGUCGAGGCCGAUUAUAGAGGCCGGGGCAAGUUCUACAAGGGCAAGAUCUCGCGGGACCGCGGUGAUGAUACGUAUGAUAUUGCCUACGACGACGGCGAGCGCGAGACGAGAGUCGCGAAGCGGCUCAUCCGCAAGCUCGACGGCGGCUCUGGAGGUGACUCGUUCCGCGAAGGCGACAAGAUCGAGGCUGAUUAUAGAGGCCGGGGCAAAUUCUAUCCCGGGAAGAUCAGCCGAGACCGCGGGGACGAUACGUACGACAUCGCCUACGACGACGGCGAGCGAGAGACGCGGGUGGCGAAGCGGCUCAUUAGGUCCAAGGACGGCGGUGGCUCCUCAAGCGACUCCUUCCGCGAGGGUGACAAGAUCGAGGCGAGAUACAGAGGCCGCGAGAAGUACUAUCCGGGCAAGAUCGAUCGAGACCGGCGCGACGGCACCUACGACAUUGCCUACGACGACGGGGAGCGCGAGACGCGCGUCGAGGGCCGCCUCAUCCGCGCGAAGGAGUCAUCUUCUUCCUCGUCCGGCGAGAAGUUCUACCUCGGCGACAAGGUCGACGCGCGAUACAGGGGUAGGGAAAAGUACUACCCCGGCAAGGUGGGGAGGGCCCACGCCGACGGCACUUAUGAUAUCGACUAUGACGACGGGGAGAAGGAGACGCGCGUCGAGGGGCGGUUGCUGCGGCGGCGCGGCGCCGGCGACUCGCCGCGCGCGCGGUCGCGGUCGCCCGAGCGGCGCUCGUCUAGAGAACGUUCAAGGGAGCGGUCGCGGUCUCGAAGGUCGCCCUCGCCCCGAAGGCGGUCGCGGUCGCCGUCGCCUAGGCGAUCGUCCGGUUCAGGAGCGUUCCGGGAAGGCGACCGCGUCGAGGCCCGGUUCCGGGGGCGAGAAAAGUACUACCCCGGGACCAUCCGGACGGAUCGGGGCGACGGCACCUACGACGUGUCCUACGACGACGGCGCCACGGAGACGCGCGUGCGCGAGGACCACAUCCGCUCCCGGAAGGACGACGACGGUCCCGAUCUAAGGAGCGGCGACACGUGCGAGGCGAGGUAUAGAGGUAGGGACAAGUGGUACCCCGGCACUAUCAAGAGGAAGCACUCCGAUGGCACCUUUGAUAUUGACUAUGACGAUGGGGAAAGCGAGCGCAACGUCAAGGGAGGUCAUGUCCGAGAGAAGGGUCGACGAGGCCGCUCUAGGUCCCCGAAUUCGGAUGAUGACGAGGCUCGGAAAUUACGAAGGAAGCUCAGGGAUCUGGAGGACAAGAUAACUACGGACCGAGCGCGGUCUUUGUCUAGAUCAGAUGACAGGAGGAGAUCUCGAAGCCCGGACGACAUCGAGAGUCUGAAGCGGGAAAACCGCGAGCUCCGCAAGACGCUCCAACGGGGCGGCGCGACCUUCGGUGCCACGCGUUCAUCGACCUCUAGGGCACCGCCCUGGCACGGCAUGGUGAACCAGGACGACGACGUGAUAGACGAACUCGUGGGCGCCAUCGGCACGUCCCACGGCUCCGUGGGCCAGUGGCUGAACACGUCGGCGACGCCGCUCGAGAAGCGCAACUUCGUCGAGUUCGUCCAGUGCCUCGAGGAGUUCGAGGGCCGGCACGGGCUCACGCCGGCGAACCGGUCGGCGGACGACGUCUCGGGCACGAUCAACCUGGCGCUGGGGCCGACGAUCAAGUGCUCCCUGAAGUUCCUCGUCUAG
Messenger RNA from Pelagomonas calceolata, 5964 nucleotides. The record is from the annotation of a GenBank genome assembly. Lineage: Eukaryota; Pelagophyceae; Pelagomonadales; Pelagomonadaceae.